AUGGCGAUAGAGACUGCAUAUUCAAACGCUAAAGAGCAAAACUACCGAAGCGCCGCUCGACAAGUCCGGAUCCGAGCAAAUGAUCUAGAUAAGACACUUGAGCCCAAUACAGCAGAACCUGCUUGUGUUAAUGUGCAACAAAAUGAGGUGCAGGUUUCCCAGAUCUCAACCCAACAUGAAAAUAAUGAGGACCAUAUUUCUGAACCACCAAGCUCUAGCAGCAACCUCAUGCUCAGCAUAAGUACAAUUGCCUCAGCAAUUGCUGAUGCAUCUCUCAGCUCAGAUCCUGCCCAGCUUGGUGCCAUGAUAGUGGAGCUGUCUCAACAGAUGCACUCUAAAAGUCACCAGCAAGAAGAAGACCUGAUAAGAAACCCUGUUGCAGCCUUACAACUAAAUAGUUUAUUCGAAGACCUGCAGAAGACCACGUUAGUGGGAGACGGUAGUGUUUCUGACAUGGAGAAAUAUCUUAAGAGGGCUGAGGUCUCCUGUAGUGACAGCGAUGAAUCUUCUUCACAGUCCUGUUUUGACAUCCUCACUUUGGCUGAUAGUUUGGCUAAUUCUAACAAUCAGAUUGAACAGCAGUUGGCUCCUCUGAAAAAUACUACCAUGUAUAAAAAUGAAGAGCUUUCAGUUAUGGAAGAGCAAGAAGUAAGCAAAAAAUUUCAGGUUCUUGCAGGUAAGGUGUUCAAAAAUCCAAGGUCUGAUGUCAAACGUAGUGCAAUUCCUCGACCUAAGUCAAGCAGUUUACCAACUGCCACUGCAAAUCCAGCCAAUAGAUCCGUAGGUUCUGACAAGCGGCCAUCAUCUUACAUGCCUGUUAAAUUAAAACCUUUUGGUUCAAAACCAACCAAUACUGGCCAUUGUGCAAUAUCAUCAAACUCUAAGGGUGUUCCUGAAUCCAACAUCAAAACAAAAACUGCUCCAUCACAAAUGUUAACGUCAGCCACUGGUAGCCAUUCUGUGAAAGGUGACAAAUCUUUGUCAACUUCUACUCUGAAAACCUUGCCUGGGCUUCAGAAUGAUGGGCACUCAGAACUGUCAUUGUUGCAAACCUCCCCACACAAACCUAGAGGCCAGCCAAACAAACCUGUUAUUAACCAGGCACAGUUACCCAAAGUACCUAAAGCUACUCUGUCAGAUUCAAAAGAGAAAAAUGAAACUAUUGAUUCUAACGAUGACCUGCCAGGAACACAGGAACAAUUUGGCUCACCUGAGAACAGUGCCCCCAGUUCAAUGGAAGUCACCAAUUGUAAUUUCAGGCCAUCUACCUCUCCUCUUACCCACUCUAGUCCAAGCCAGUCCUCAAUCCAAAGUGGAUAUGGGGAGACAUUUUCAUGCUCGCCCACCAGUGAGAUGGCUCAGAAAAGUCCUGCUGGAGAUCCAUGUUCCCCCCAGUCUCAUUGUUCAAGCCCAUCUAUUAGCAGACUGACUUACCUCUCAAUUAAUGAGAACACCUGCGUGCCCACCCCUGAUCACCAUAAGAAAAAUACCUCAAUGUCACUUAGCACCACUAUUAUCAGUGCCAGCCCAACUCCACCAAUGGAACCAUUCAAUAAUGAUAUUGUUCUGAGAUCUAUGAAGAGUGCUGAACCCCUUUGCCAUUCUGAAGUUGCAGGCCUCAACUUAAAAACCCCAUUACUGGAUGUACGCAGCAAAAGUGAAAGUGAACUCAAUGAAAAUGCAUACAACGACAAUCGUCAGUCAGAGCCUGGCUCGAAUAUGUAUGCUCAAGGAGACUCUGGGUACUCUAGCAAGCUAAACAAUCAGCAUCUUCCUGGGACAGCAAUAGAACAGACGCACCAAGCGUUGCCUCAAAUCUUGGGGUGUGGGUCUUGUUUUAGCAAAUCCGAUGAAUUGACACAUGGGUCAGUCCAGGGCUACAACUCUCAGUGUGUCCUCACAAACCUUCCCAAUUUCUUGACAGAGCAUUCUCUCUUCAGUUCCCACCUGGCAAAGAGGUAUCUGAGUGCAGAAGGACCUCUGCAUGUUCCUUCCUGUCAGAUUGCAGGGCCAUCUGGAUUGUACAGAGUAUCAGCUUCUGGUUCUAAAACAUCUAUGGUACACAUGCCCACAAGUCUUCAGUCUGGUUACAUGAGUAAUAUUCAGCAAUGUCCUGCUCAGUAUGUAAUCAGCAAGAACUAUACACAGCCAAAUGCUGAGUCAUGGACCACAGGAGAUCUUGCAGACCUUAGAACUCAAGUGCUGGUUCCAAGUGAACUGAAGUUUCACAGUUCUUGCUGUGUGGGAAUUGCCUCUCAUACAUCCCUCAACAUCUUCAACCCUUCUAAACGCUGGCAGCAAGUUUCUAUCUCCACGACAAGCAUAUCUAUUGAUGGAGAAAAGGUGGAGUCUCUUCCAUUCCAGUGGCUGAUAGUAAAGAAUAAGGCCAUAAUUGGACCCAAAUGUUCUGAAGAACAUAAGGUUCUGUUUAUAGCUCCAAAGGCUGGACUGUAUCAGUGUACUCUCAGUGUGUCAUCUUGGCCUGCAUCUGCAGAGUCAGAGACUAUAGCUCAAGCUGAAGCAUUUGCCAAGAAAGUUGUGCUGAUUGCUGUAGCUGAGAACCCAUCAAUUGAGGUAGAUGUUGGAAAGACUGACUGUCUGGACUUCGGUGACUUGGUGGAGGGUAGUACAAAGGCCCUACCACUCAAGCUGGUCAACAGAACUCAUGCCACUGUUCCUGUUCGACUAGUUAUCAGUGCGAAUGCCUCAGCAUGGCAUUGUUUUGGCCUCUCCAAAAGCCCAGUUGCCAUGAGCAUGGAUGGUUCCUUUAACUUUGGCUCAGCAGUGACCUCAAUUUCAACUUCUUCAGUUAUAAACCAUGUGCUGCAUGCCAGUGAUUCAGAGAAUCCAGAAAGGUUCUUGUUGUGGGUUUAUUUUAGUGCCCCUCAGAAUUACAUUUCAAGUUCAGGUGAGUUGGGACCAGCCAAUGAAUACAAUGCACGGGUGGAUAUUGAAGUGGACCGUCCAGGCACAAGUCAUGUGAUCCAGAGUGUAGCCCUGAGGGCAAGGUCAGGCACUCCUAGAGUGCAUGCACCCAAAGACCUACAGAUGGUGUCUCUUCAGGCUGUUUUGGGGCAGACAGCCAAGCAGACUCUUCCCUUAAAGAAUGCAGGCAACAUUGAUGUUCUGCUCAGACUAAAGAGCACUAAUGAAAACUGCUUCUCUGUGAGACCUAAAGAAUUGACUCUGAAAGCUGGGGAGGAGCAAUAUGUAGAGGUUUCCUUUACAGCUCAGGACACACAGAAACACAGAGAGAGCCUGUUGACUAUUCUGGUACUACCCAGUGGACCUCAGUAUGAGGUGAUGCUUAAAGGAGAGUUGGUCCAUGGAGUUUCAAGAAAAGUGGCAUCUACACCUGCUGUAUUAUCACAAGUUGAUGUCCCACUCAUACUCUCCAACAAACAGUCCAUUACAUGGGGAGGGGUUUCUCUAGGCAGAGCAGUGCAACAGAAACUGGUGCUAAGGAACAAUUCACCAACUACAUCACAGCAACUCAGACUUCUCAUCAGGGGUCAAGACCAAGACUGUUUUCAGCUACAGAGUUCGUUUGGGCCAAAUGAGCGACUUGCACGUAACAGAGAGCUGUCAAUCAAGCCUAAAGAGGAUGUGACUGUUCAUCUUCUCUUUGCUCCCACUCGUGUAGCCUCCAUGUUGGCAAAGCUGGAAAUCAAGCAGUCCGCUGCAUGUGCCUCCCAGCCUGGGGUCAAAUUCACAAUCCCUCUAUCAGGCUAUGGAGGCAAAAGCAAUGUAAUUCUGGUGAAUUUGAGGAAACAUUCUGAUGGUUAUGUGGCCACACUGAGAGGGGUACAGUCUGGGCAUGUCAGUAAGCUCUGUAUUUGCGUGCGGAACACGGGCUCACGUGCUGCCUUUGUAAAAGUGGUGUCAUACAGCAGUCUUAAGGAUCAAGCUCUAAUGGACUCAACUGUUAUUAGCUUGUCCCCUUCACAGUUUAUCCUAAAAGAGAGAACGCAGAAGGUCAUUGAAAUAGCGAUGAAGGCCUCAUGCAGAGAGCAAGCUCUCUGCCAGUCUGGUGCAGCACUACUUGCUACUGUCUGCCUCUUUUGUGGGGACGAAGUCUCUCGACAACAGUUUAGAAAGUUACUACAAGUCAAACCGGAAGCAGGGAAUAAAGUACUGUCUGUGAAGAGCUUGUUAAAGAGUGUCCCAUUUGAUGAAAUGUUCCUUGGUGAGGAACAGGUUCUGGAGGCCUGUGAUCUGCCUCUGAGACCAAAUGAAGCACAGACCUUCUAUGGAAACAUGAGAAAAGUAAUGCUGUCACUUUUUGGCACUACGGAGAUCUUUGACUUCAAAGAAAGUGACCAUAUGGAGCCCACCAGACCUUCACAGCGGCACACUUCUGAAUCAGAUAGUUCUUCAUGCAGCAGUCUAGGAUCAUUGAGCCAUUACAUCAGUAAUGUUUCCUUGGAUGUGCUUCCAGUCAAAGGUCCUUCAUUUAGCCCAUCUGAACCUGUUCUGAAAAAAACAGAGCCAAACAUGGAGAAUACGUGGAGCAUCAAGCCUGAACAAAUGGUCCUCACAGUACCCACUAACAACAUUGUGGCUGACCCCAGGCAUGUUCAAAUAAUGAACCAUUCAAACAGAGUGCUGAGCUUUGAGCUGUACUGGCCCGCUCACUGCCUUACCAUCACCCCACAGCAUGGAUUCAUUGAACCGCAGAGCCACUUGCAAAUUCUUGUCAGUACCAAUCCCUCCCUGGCAAACAAAUCCUCCAUACUGCUGUGGAGUGGACAGAUCUAUAUACAGUGUGAUAAUCAACAGAAGUCCAUUAAAGUUCAGAUCCAGCAAGAUCUGGCCAUGGAUGUCUCUACCCCUAUCUAUGCCAUGGAUCGUUCUUUAUGUCCACUACCCCCUCAGACUGAUACCUCCACUGUACCAGGACAGAGUCCUCAGAGCAGCAGCAUUCAGCCUCAGGUUGAGAUCAAGAACCGGACACUGAUUUUCCCUCCAACGGUUUCUGGAGACUCCUCAGAAUGUCAUUUGGAGGUGGAGAAUAAUGGAGGAGAGAUGAGAUGGUACCUCUCUUCAUUUGCUCCUCCAUAUGUGAAGGGCGUCGAUAGAAGUGGAGGUGUUUAUCGUGCAACAUAUACUGCUUUUAGAUGUGGGAAGGUAUCUGGGAUUUUGGGGAACCAGGAGAGCAUGAAGGUUCAAAUUACAUUCCUCCCUCGUGACCAAGGUGAUUAUGCACAGUUUUGGGAUUUAGAAUGCCACCCAGCAGCCAAACCUCAGCACAAAAGUCGUGUUCGCUUCCAGCUGUGUGGUACUGGCAUAAGCACUAAACAAGGAUCCAGUGUUAAGCAAAACUGCUUACCAGUGGAAAAGGAAGAUCGAGUGAAGAUCAGGAAGAGACUGGAGUCUGCAGGCACUAAAACAGAAUCUGCAACUGAGAUGCAAAAGAAAGGUCUCUAUGCACCCCAAAGUCUCUAUACAUUUCCUGCCACGCGUGUUAAUGCCACCAGCGUACUGAAAGUUAACUUCAGAAAUAAUUCCCCCAGCACACAUGAGCUAAAAUUCAUAAGUCCUAAAGAGCCUUUCUACAUCAAACAUUCAAAUUAUUCUCUAAGAUCUCAACACUACAUCAACCUCCCUGUGCAGUUUGUGCCAGAUGCUGUAGGCCAGUUUUCCGGCAUGUUACAUGUUCAGACAGACACAGAUGCUAAAUUUGCCAUAGAGCUCAGCGGAGAAGCCUUGCCAUGAAGACCUUCAUGUUGCCAGCAGCACACACAUCAAGAUAAAGCUAAUAAUGAUUGCACUGUAAACAUUUUUCCCCUUCUGAAUGUUUUGCAAAAACAAAAUGUUUGACUUUGCACCUGUUAAUUAAAGUGGUUUCACCAGUUUAAUAUUCCACUUAUUUGUACAGCUCAAAAAGUGUUAAUUAAUUGCUUUGUGUCUGUGUACCUUUCAUGUUUAUUUUAAAUCAUUUUUGAGAGAAAUAAAACUGCAU
Danio aesculapii is the source of this 5962-nucleotide messenger RNA. It is a transcript of the gene cep192, whose product is annotated as centrosomal protein 192. The record is from RefSeq and is a predicted model, not a curated record. Bases 1 to 5715 code for a protein of 1904 amino acids. Gene Ontology annotation, biological process: protein localization to centrosome; mitotic spindle assembly; centriole replication. NCBI's taxonomy places the organism in Eukaryota, Metazoa, Chordata, Actinopteri, Cypriniformes, Danionidae. The transcript has 33 exons. Gene Ontology annotation, cellular component: cytoplasm; centriole; pericentriolar material. Gene Ontology annotation, molecular function: protein kinase binding.